Molecule: messenger RNA, 684 nt
Organism: Pieris macdunnoughi
Lineage: Eukaryota; Metazoa; Arthropoda; Insecta; Lepidoptera; Pieridae
Source: the annotation of a GenBank genome assembly
AUGUCGGAUAAAAGUACAAGUUGUCCUCUGCCGCCGAGUAAUUUCAGUAUUGAUAUUAACGCCUCGAAUAUGCCUUUGGCUUGGAGAAACUUUAAAACUAGUCUUGGUAUUUAUAUGAUUGCCAACGAUUUGGGAAAAGAAUCAGACAAAAGAAAGGUAGCCAUUUUGUUACAAACUAUUGGCUCAGACGCUCUCCAAAUAUUUUACUCGUUUAAUACUGAAAUAGAUAAGAUCACCUACAAGGAUCUACUCGCCAAAUUUGAAGACUAUUUUACGCCGCGUGUGAAUAUAUCUGUCGAAAGGCAUAAGCUGUUCAAUAGAAAACAAGGUCCAGAUGAAGAAAUUGAGACAUAUGCCACUGAUCUCAAGAAUCUAAGCAUCCAAUGCAAUUUCGAAGGUCUUGCGGACGAUAUAGUAAAGGACAUAUUCUCAUGGAACUUAAAUUCAUCUUGCUCAUACAUCAGAGAACGUAUCCUGAUCGAGAAACCAUCUUCGUUUGAUGCAGCCGUCAGUCUCGCUAAAACGCUAAGAAAUACAAGGUUAGAGGCCAAAGCCUUAUCAAGCCAUGAAGUAAGUGUCGUCAGUCGUCAAUCACGUCACAGUCGUCUAACAAAACGUGGUCAAGAGAGUCACAGGCAAAGAAGUCAUAAUCGUCAAAGAAGUCAGCCGUCAAGAAAGUCUUAG